UCUCGCUGAAAAGUCGGACAUCGGCUGCGCAUCGCCAGCUAAGAAAAAGUAAUUAUUAUUAAUUUGUGUGCUGAAAAAGUAUAUUACAUAUAAAUAUAUUCAGGAUAAAGUACACACACAAACAAGUAGAUACAGAAAAUUCUAUUGAUUUCUACGCUUGUCCAAGAUGGCGGACGACGAGCAAUUCAGUUUGUGUUGGAACAAUUUCAACACAAAUCUGUCCGCUGGAUUCCACGAGUCGCUAUGUCGUGGGGAUCUGGUGGAUGUAUCUCUUGCAGCGGAGGGGCAUAUUGUAAAGGCUCAUCGUUUGGUUCUCUCAGUAUGCUCGCCCUUUUUCCGCAAAAUGUUUACGCAAAUGCCGUCGAAUACACACGCCAUUGUCUUUUUAAAUAAUGUUAGCCAUUCGGCAUUGAAGGACCUUAUUCAAUUUAUGUAUUGUGGUGAGGUGAACGUUAAACAGGAUGCCCUCCCAGCGUUUAUAAGCACAGCAGAGUCGUUGCAAAUAAAGGGGUUGACAGAUAAUGAUCCAGCACCACAGCCCCCACAAGAGCCCACACCCCCACCAGCAGCACCACAGGUACAACAACAACAACAGCAGCAGCAACAACAACAGGUUCCAACUCAACGCGUGCAGCGCCAACAACAGCGUGCAUCGGCUCGUUAUAAGAUUGAGACUGUGGACGAUGUGUUGGGCGACGAUAAGGGCACAACACAAAUCGUAAUACAGACAACCGCCGUACCCCAAGCUACCAUUGUGCAGCAACAGCCACAGCACAUACAAGCGCAGCAUCUGCAAACCGGAACCACCACAACAACCGCCACAUUGGUAUCCACAAACAAGCGUUCUGCCCGUGGGGGUAGCAUGGUUGGCAGCGGGACCGUAAAACGCUCCAAGACCAGUACCGCCAAUGUAAUUGAUUCUAUGGACACGGCAACGGAAACUGCUACCACGGCCACAACGCAACUUGCCCCUCAACAAAUCACCGUGCAGACUACUGUUGUAUCGGCAGACACAAAAGUCCAUCAGGGCCGCCAAGCACAGCAGCAGCAAGCCACCGCCCAAGAAGAAGAAUACAUUGAACUGCCCAUGGACAUGCCCACGAAAUCAGAGCCUGACUAUAGUGAAGAACAUGGCGAUGUUGCCGUUGAUGGCGAUACAUCCUAUGUUGAGGACGAUACCUACGGAGACAUGCGAUACGAUGACAGCUACUUCACCGAAAAUGAGGAUCAGGCAGGCGCACAAACAGCAGCUACUGCAAGUGGCAGUGUAGCAGCAACGACAUCAAAGGCCGUGGUCAAGCAGCAGCAGUCACAAAGCUACAGUGAUUCAUCGUUUGUCGACACCGGCGGCGAGCAAGGCAACACAGAGGCUCAAGCCCAGCAUGGUCAGUUUAUAAUGAAACUGCCCAAUAUGGUGUGGAUAGACAAGUAUGAUUACUUCUUUAUGCGCAACCAGAAACAAGGGUACAAUCUCAUAUUCAAUGGCUACAUGUACAAAAAGGAGGCCAGCUUUCGCUCAACCGUUAACUGGAUUUGCUCGGACGGCAACGGCAAACGUCUGACAGAAAACAAAUGUUCCGCGCGUGCCAUAACCAAGUACAAGGGCGGCAUUAAGCUAGGAAAGAAUCCACAUAAUCAUCCGCCGCGUUUUAGCGGACACAAUAUGCCGCCCAAGCUCAUGACCAAGGAUGAAGUUUUAUAGCAUAUAAACACACAUUGAUACACAUAAAAGCUUUGUCAUUCUUAAUUUAUUAAAUUAAUUUUCAUCAACCAAAAUUCGUGUGCCGUAGUUAAAUUAGAUAUGCUCAAUCAUUAUCCUAAGCUCAUAUUACACACAUCAUGUCACACUCUCAUACAUGUAUAUAAUUAUUAUACCACUCAACAGCGGUUAAACUCAAGCGCACCAGAAGUGGAGAAUUUCUAUUGAUUGAUAAACGCUCCUACAAGAAAACACGCGCAAUGCAGUAUCGCACCUAUUAUCAUUGCCAGACACCCAAUUGUCGCGUUUACUAUGUGCUCGUAGAACUGAGCAGCCGACCGCGUCUGACCAAGCAUCAUCAACAUGCUAUACAUUGCUCUCACCAACAGUUCAAAUGCAAAGAAUAACCAAUAAAACAAGCAACUCAAUUUGUGUGCAAAACAAACGAACAAAAUGAUAAUGUCAAGUGUUUUAUUUACGCGGAGAGAUAGAUAGAGAGAGAGAGGGAGUGCACUUAAAGCUAGUC
Messenger RNA from Drosophila busckii, 2225 nucleotides. RefSeq names its product modifier of mdg4. Gene Ontology annotation, biological process: regulation of transcription by RNA polymerase II. Lineage: Eukaryota; Metazoa; Arthropoda; Insecta; Diptera; Drosophilidae. The record is from RefSeq and is a predicted model, not a curated record. Gene Ontology annotation, molecular function: protein binding; DNA binding. Gene Ontology annotation, cellular component: nucleus. Bases 167 to 1702 code for a protein of 511 amino acids. The transcript is spliced from 5 exons.